Messenger RNA from Spodoptera litura, 3367 nucleotides. It is a transcript of the gene scat, whose product is annotated as VPS54 subunit of GARP complex scat. NCBI's taxonomy places the organism in Eukaryota, Metazoa, Arthropoda, Insecta, Lepidoptera, Noctuidae. The record is from RefSeq and is a predicted model, not a curated record. Gene Ontology annotation, cellular component: GARP complex. Gene Ontology annotation, molecular function: syntaxin binding. Gene Ontology annotation, biological process: retrograde transport, endosome to Golgi; Golgi to vacuole transport.
AUGUCAAAUUCAGGCUGUAAGCUGUAUGGAUGUCUGUUCUGUCACUUUUAUUUACCAUGUCAUAAAUUUAAUAAGUGAAUUUACAGAAUUUAAUAUAUCUAAGUCAAUGUUAAUUGCUUCGCAAAUAUAAUUAAUUGUUACCACUCCAUAAGACAAAGAUGGUAUGGAGGACAACUCGACAACUUGUAAGAAGCCAACAUGGCAAAACUGUGUUCACUGUCCUCGACUACUUUUCACUUCUGCCACGGAAUUUGAAAGGCACAUACAAGAUAAGCACAGCAUCAAAGAGGGAUCUAUCAUACUGUGUCAGUAUGGGCAAAAUGGUAUGUGUUCCUCUCUGCAGUUUGGUGAUUUACGGAAAGCAGGCUUUAAAUACCACGUAAGGGAGUACCACUUGUACAUAAAGGAUUCUAAUGACGACUGGACCUUCUAUUCUUCCUCACAAAAUCUUCCAGCAGUAUUAAAUGAUCCUAACAGAGGUAAACAAAGCAAUUUUUUUACUAAGACGUGGGGCGACAGUUUUGUUGAAAAGGUUGAUAUAUAUCCUAGUCCAUAUUUACCUGAAAUCACAUUAGCACAUUUCGAAUCAUAUUGCAAACGAGUUGCUAAAAAAUAUCGUCGUCAUUGCAGACUGAAAGAAAGUGUUCCAGUUAAAAAUAAAACUCCUGUGGUAGAAAAUGUUUGUGAGGUGCCUAAUAUAUUCUAUGAACAAUCAUUACCAUUAAAUAAUCCAGAAGUAUUUAGCCAAGUAUUUCCUAGUCUAUGUAAUUCUGAAGAACCUAGUAUUGCAAUUAGAUCUCUUCAGGAAACACUAAGUACAUACCUAGACGUUAUUGAAAUGAAAAUCUCUAAACAAGUAGCUCAAAAAUCAGAUGCAUUUUUUCAUGCUAUGUUGUCUCACGACACCAUAAUGGAGCAGAUGGCUAGAGCUGUGAAUACUGUAAGGAAAACCAGACAGAACAUAACCCAUGUUAAAGGUAAUUUAACUGAAUGUCCUCUGAAAUUAGCCAGUUUGACAAGAAUUAAUCACAAUUUGAACGAUGUCCACGAUCUUUUAAAGUUGAUGGGGACUGUACAGCAAACGCAACCAAUGAUACAACUUCUAUUGAGCACCUCUGAUUAUGUAGCAGCCUUGGACUUGAUUAGCUCCACCCAGAAGGUAUUAUCAACACGCUUGUCAGGAAUACAAGCAUUUCGUCAUUUAUCCCCCCAACUGACUGAAAUGAAGAGAUUGAUACACAAGAUGUUAAGCAAUGAAUUUUUAAGGUUCAUUGUCACAGACCUCAAUAGAACCCCGAAAGAUGAAACAGAAAUACCAGAAAGAGAAAAAAUUGUAUCAAUAGUUUCUGGAAUCCUUCGCCUUAAGGAAUUAGAUUUUAUUGAUACUUUCAAAAUAGAAGCAAUGACAUCUAUUCAAGCUACAAUCAAACAAUCCGUUAUAGAAAUAAUUUCUGAAAGAGAUGGGAACACAGAAAUUGUUUUAAGAGGAUCUAAUGCAGACAACAUGUGGCUGCUGUGUAAUGAAGGGAUAACAUUUCUGCAAAAAGUUACUCCAAAUUUAAUCAUUUUAUUCAAAAGAAUAUUGUCCUUACACAACCUGAUAUUAGAAAUUACUCAAAUGGAUGAUGUUACUGGCAAUGAUAGUGAAGAUGUGUGGUCAUCUGAGGAACUAGUUGCUGUGGAAGAAAAGUUAAAAAAAAUGAUAGGAUCCCUCUCUGACUAUUGCAAUGAAAGAUGUGCUAAUCUUAUAGUAACUAAAACUGACAAAGACUAUGUUUUUUCUGAUAUGUCUCAAUUAUCAACCUUGUCUAAACUCAUCGAAAACUUCUGUGAUGAAUGUGAAGAAAUCACUGGACAUUGUAGUAAUGCAAUGAAGCUAGCUCUAAGAAGCUAUGCUAUGAAGUAUAUACAAUGUUUACAUGCUGAAAGAAGAACUCAAUUGACUUCUGCUCUAAAUACAGAGAGAUGGAAAGCUGCAGAUGUACCUUGUGAGCUACAGAGUGCAAUAAAUAUUAUUUAUGAAUCAGGCGAAAUACCAAGUGCUGUACAAUAUGACAGUGGCAAACCCGAUGGAAAAUAUUUAUUAAUUAAUAAGGAAAGUUAUGCUGUUGUAGCAACAGUACAACUAUUAAUAAAAAUAUUGUUGGAAUAUUGUGAUGCAACUAAACAAUCUCCUGUCAUUGUUCAGUAUUUGGUUCAUUGCAUGUUGGAAUUGAUCCGGUUAUUCAAUUCUCGGUGCUGCCAAUUAGUCUUAGGUGCUGGAGCAAUACAGAGUGCUGGCUUAAAAACUAUUUCUACAUCAAACCUUGCUUUGGUUUCUAGAUCCCUACAGGUUGUCAUGUGGUUUUUACCUAAGAUAAGAGGGUUGCUUGAGAAACAGCACUCUAAAGAUUUGUCACUUAAUGGUUUUAGUAAUAUAGAGAGUGAUAUAGUAAGCCAUAAGCAAGAAAUAGAGAAUAAGAUUUGUCUCAUAGUAAGUAAUAUGCUUGCAUCUCAACUGAACGGGUGGGAUGCUAAACCACCAGUUCCAUCUCAAACAUUCCGAAAUAUUUCUAAACAUUUAGUUAAAUUACAUGAAGCACUUAUUGAUAUAUUUCCCAAUGAACAGAUAAGAGCCGUUUAUAAAAGAGUACAUGAUAAUUUCAAAGACAAGCUUAGAGAACAAUUAGUGAAAAUGAAUAUUGUAGCAAAUGGAAGCCCUCAGCAUGGUGUGGUCACUUCUGAAUUAACUUUCUACUUACAAACCCUCAAAACAUUACGGGUCAUAAAUGACAAUGACGCAGAGGACAAUAUAUUGUAUGAUAUUUGGUUAAAUUAAGUUUAUAUGAGAGAAAAAGUAUUCUAUAGCCAUUUACGUUAAAAAAGUACUUUAUCAUUUCAAACAACAUUUAUACCUAGUUAAAAAAUUAAUGAUGUUUGUAACUCUGGAACAAAAUAAACUUGGUAAAGGCCAAAGAAAACUUUGUAAAACCUAAUACUUACUUACUAAUAUGAUUAAUGGAAUUGAUGUAUUUAUGUAUUGUGUAAAUAAACAUAUAAGUUUAAAUGAUAAAUGUACUUAUUAGAUUCUUAUUAUUUAAAGUAUAGUUUAAACAGAACAUCCCUAAAAAUUGAAGUAUCGAAAACCCUUUAACUGGCUGAUUGUUUGUAAAGAAAAUUGUAGGUGGAUGCUGUAUAUAUAUAUUUCAGUUGUUAAUAAAAAAACAAUCACAUGUUGCACUUGCUUAACUUAAUUUUUUCAUAAUUGUAUUAUUGCCUUAUACCGGGCAGGAUUCCUGACUCCCUGCUAUACCUGAGAAUUUUUAAAAAAUUACCCGUGAAUCGAACCCGAGACCACUUGUCCGGCAGUCGCGCUUGCGACCACUCG